CGUAUUGCAUGCAUCUCGCGAGUUCAUUCAUUCUGAAACAGAAAGCUGAAGCUGAAAAUAACUUGGACAGCACCUUCUCUAGACGUUUAUACUAUAGCCAUUGACUAUUCCGAAGAAUUUGGCAGUUGAAUCUACUGAAUGAUGGCUCAUACCGCAAGAAAUUCAAAUAUGAAUACUCUUGGUUUUAAAAAGCUGCAGAAUCUUGACAAUGAGAACGCUGGUGCAAGGCUUGGUGCAAAGAGCAUGGCUGUUCAAAAGCCUGCACAGAGGGCUGCUCUGGGUAACAUCAGUAACACAAUGCGAACCACACAGGUUGCUGGUAAAAAGGUUGUGAAGAAAGAUGCAAGGACAAAAACGAUGGUAAAAUCCAAGGCUACGUCAUCACUUCAAUCUGUAGCUAGUUUACCUGUUCCUGUAGACAACUCCAAGCCAGAUAUCUGCAGGUCACCAUUGCCACAAGUAGUUGACAAAAUGGAGGUAGAUUCUGUGGAAUCGGCAAUUGAAGCAUUUUCUCAACAACUUAGCGAUCUGCAAGUAGAAGACAUCGACAAAGACGACAGUGACAACCCUCAGCUGUGUAGUGAAUAUGUCAAAGAGAUCUACCUGUACAUGAGGAGCUUAGAGAAGAGAAUGGCCGUGCCCGCUGCCUAUCUAGAUAGGGAAGGUCAGCUGACGGGUCGUAUGCGUCACAUCCUUGUCGACUGGUUAGUUCAAGUUCAUCUGAGAUUUCAUCUUCUCCAAGAGACACUCUUCCUCACAGUACAACUCAUUGACAGAUUCCUGGUUGAUCACACGGUCUCAAAAGGAAAGCUUCAGCUUGUUGGUGUUACAGCGAUGUUCAUUGCCAGCAAGUAUGAAGAGAUGUACCCUCCUGAAAUCAAUGACUUUGUUUACAUCACUGACCAAGCAUACACCAAGUCACAGAUCAGACAGAUGGAGAUUGUCAUGUUGAAGGGGCUAGGCUACAAUCUAGGCAAACCUCUGUGCCUUCACUUCCUCCGACGCAACUCAAAGGCAGCUAUGGUUGACCCACAGAAGCAUACUCUAGCGAAGUUCCUGAUGGAGAUUACUCUACCAGAAUACAGCAUGGUGCAAUAUGAUCCAUCUGAGAUUGCUGCAGCAGCCCUCUACAUGUCCAUGAGAUUAUUAGGUUCAGAAGAAGACGGCUGGGGAGCUAAGAUGACACAUUACAGUAUGUACAAUGAAGAUCACAUCAGACCCAUCGUUAGAAAGAUGGCACAGGCUGUUAUCAGGAAUGAUGCCAUGACAGAAAAGUAUCAUGCUGUAAAGACAAAAUACCGCAGCAGUCGAUUCAUGAACAUCAGUACUCUCCCAGAGCUGGAAUCCGAUCUUAUCAAAUCAUUAGCAGAAGAUGGUGAAGAACGUAUGUGAGAGAUCAGUAGGAUCAAAGACUUGAAAGACACAUUUGACUAUGAAACUCGUCUGCAGAAAUGGACUUCUCCUUGAUUCAGUGUCUUGCUUUCAUUCAGAAUCAAUGAAUGCCAUGUGCAAUGCGUCCCAGUUGAAAUUUGAAUUCCCGAGCUCGAGCGUAUGUGGAAAUUCCUUGAUCUGAGAUAAUCCCCUGCAUUGCAUCUUUUGGAGAAAUUCACCAAUGGUGCCAUUGCAUUUUCUCGCAGGUUCAUUUCAUUAUCUUUAGACUGCCAAAGGGAUUUUUCCUAUCGCGUUAUGUGGAUUACAUCCAUCGGGCGAAUUAAAGUUGUCGAGUGUACAAGUUUCGCUAACUCCAAGUUGGGUCAGAAAGGCCAGGGCCCGUAACACCAUGGUUAGCGAUUAAUCGUACGCUGGAUUUUCAUCACUGAUUGUGUUGUAGUCUAUGCAAUCAAUUGUAGAAUGUUUUCCGAUCAUUGCUAACCUUUGUGUUACGGGCCCCAGGUCUGUCAAAGGUAAAACAUGCAAGAUGAACAGAUGAAAUGUAAAUACACUGUAGGGCCGAUGCUAGUGUUGGAUAAAACAGGAUUGCUUAAAUAGCCUUGCCUUCAUAACCUUGCUCUCGGAAUAAUGAUGGGUUGAAAAUAGAAAUGUAUUGUCGCAAGUUAUGUACAUGUACUUAGUUAGCAUGCGUGGCUAAUGGGGUCGUGAGAUAGAAGUUCAGAUUUUAAUCAGUUUAUAAUUUAACAAAAUUAGAUCUCUUCCUAAAAAAAAUCAUUUGAAUUUAAGUGUAAUAUUGGUAUGAAAUUAGCUCACAUUUUUAAUGUAAAUUAUGUUAUGUAUUCAUUAAUUUAAAUCCUGCACAGCAUGCACUUUUUUUUAGCCAACUUUUGAAAUAUUUGCACCCAAAAUAUCAAAAGCCACUUUACAUGUUCACAAGAUAUUUGUUGACAUUUUAAAAAUAUCCUCAGAACUAACAUAUUGCUGCAGCUGAUAUUGUGAAGGUAUGCUGUAUUUUUACCAGGAAAUCACGAAAUUUCAGCCGCAGGAAGAUCAAUAUCAAUUUCAACAUAAUGAAGCAACUGGUCUCAUCAAUGUAAACUUAAGCUUUGGUUCUUCCGGGGGGGGGGGGGGGGGGGGGGCAAAUCUCCCUACUCAUAUAUUCCAUGAAAGUACGGUAGAAAACAAGUUUAAAGGGGAAUGAAACCUUUGGAACAAAUAGGCUCGUGUAGAAACAGAAAUCAAAGAAUAAGAAUAAAGAAAGUUUGAGAAAAAUCGGACAAAUAAUGAGAAAGUUAUGAGCAUUUGAAUAUUGCAAUCACUAAUGCCAUGGAGAUCCUCCCAUUGGCAAUGGGACAAGGAUUUGUGAUGUCACUGAUGAACAACUUUUCUUUGGACUAUAAAAUAACCUCAAACAGUCUCUUUUUGCUUUUUCUUAUGAUACAAAUUCUCUAUCCAUGAUGUAUUCUAAAAAAUAUGUAUUACAUGCCCUCAUGUAGAAAGAACACAUGAUCUAUGGAUAGAUGUGAUAAAAGGGGCAAUUCAAGUGAAAUGUAUGCUAAAGUAAUGGGAGAGUUGUUCACAGGUGACAUCACACAUCUUUUUCGCAUUGCCAAUUUGAUGUCUCCAUAGCAUUAGUGAUCGCAAUAUUGAAAUGCUCAUAACUUUCUCAUUAUUUGUCCGAUUUUUCUCAAACUUUUGUUGAUCUGUUUCUGUGAUUUUUCUGUUUUCACACAAGCUAUCUUGUUCCAAUGGUUUCAUUCUCCUUUAAGAAAAUGAUUGAGCAAGAAAGUAUGAGCCUUUGAAUGUGUUGAUCACCUUUGUUAUGGACAUCUUCCAAUUAAUGUGACCAAUAUUUGUAAUGUCACUCUUGUGGGAGUCCCCAAUUUUUUUCUACAUAAUGUACUUUUAUCCAGUCUAUCCAUAGAUCGGGGGGGGGGGGGGGGGGGUCAUAAGAGGAUAUGCGACGUUCAUGAAUUACACCAUGGACAAUGGGUUUGUGUUGUCAGAAUAAAAAAAAGACGUUUUGGAAUAUUUUCAGUGUCCAAAGGCGAGACGUUUGUGUGUGAUAUCACAAGUCUUGGUGGAAUUGCCAAUGGGACAUUAUCCAUAUAUAGCAUUGGUGAUUUUGACAUUAAAAUGCUCAUAACUUUCUAUAAUUGCUCAGGUAGGCUAAAUCAAAUUGUAACUUAUAUUUUCAUGCUUCAGUGGCCAAGUCCAUACCAACAAUUCAAUUUGAAUAUCAAUCACAAAACUGAAAAUAUAAAGUUCUGGUAGUUCCUUUUGUAUAGGUCUCUUACAUGCUUCCAUUAAGACUACCUAUCUUACAUGUAUCUCCCAUUUUGAUUUGAAUUUCUGGUGUAAUCUAUUCUCAAACAUUGUUGGGGUUGACUUGACCUUAAUAUGUUCCAACAGCAAAAGUACUGUACUAAAUUAUGUGUUUUAAAUGGUUGAACUUCAUUGACAUUAAAAUUGUAAUUAUACCAGUACCUGAUGCAACCUGGUCCUAAUGGAAAAUUAGAUGUCACUAGAAAGUUUUGUAUAUCAUAAGCUCUGAAUAAACAUAUCUUGCUGUGACAUGAAUUAUGCAGAGUACGAAAAAUCAUGGAUGUGCAAUGCUGUUGCACCCCCAUAAAAUAAAUGAAAGAUUUCUAUGCAUACUACCCCGCCCCAUAAAAAAGGGUAAACGCCAAUAUAAUUAAGUGGCAGUAACUAUCAAUCAAAAAGUAUGUAUGAAUCUUUAAUUCAAAUAUGUAUCCAAUCUGCAAAAUAAAAUUUUCCAUAUUACAAUGCACUAUGUAUUCAUCAGGGCUGCCACUUUUUAGAAUGAAGUCUGAAUCUAACAUAUAUUCUACCAUAGAAAACCAUUGGGUAGUAGUAAAGGGUCAUUCUCUAUUUUCAGACUGAUAUCAAGCUCAAGUGGCAUCCCUUUUUUAUAUGACAGGUAAUACCUGUAGAUGGGUUGCACAUUUCAACUUAAGUUAAUCAUGUUAUUUGUGGUCUUAUUUGCAAAGUGGAAAAUACAUGUAGUGGCUUUUAAUUGUAUACAGUACCAUAAUAAAGAUUUAUUGAGAUUAUA
Molecule: messenger RNA, 4468 nt
Organism: Lytechinus variegatus (green sea urchin)
Lineage: Eukaryota; Metazoa; Echinodermata; Echinoidea; Temnopleuroida; Toxopneustidae
Product: G2/mitotic-specific cyclin-B-like
Exons: 7
Coding region: 139-1392 (417 amino acids)
Biological process (GO): regulation of cyclin-dependent protein serine/threonine kinase activity; mitotic cell cycle phase transition
Cellular component (GO): cyclin-dependent protein kinase holoenzyme complex; nucleus; cytoplasm
Molecular function (GO): cyclin-dependent protein serine/threonine kinase regulator activity
Source: RefSeq, a predicted model, not a curated record